Messenger RNA from Monodelphis domestica (gray short-tailed opossum), 881 nucleotides. Lineage: Eukaryota; Metazoa; Chordata; Mammalia; Didelphimorphia; Didelphidae. The record is from RefSeq and is a predicted model, not a curated record.
GUCCCGGCAGCAGCUCCAGCCAUGGCGGCAGCGCGUGUCGACUCGUCGGAUCACUCGGCCUGGUAUGUGGGGCCCGUGUCGAGGCAGGAGGCGCAGAGUCGGCUGCAGGGCCAGCGGCACGGCGUGUUCUUAGCGCGGGAUUCGUCCACCUGCCCGGGGGACUACGUGCUGUCCGUGUCCGAGAACUCACGCGUGUCCCACUACAUCACCAACUCGCUUCCCACCCGGCGCUUCAAGGUGGGGGACCAGGAGUUCGAGCACCUGCCGGCACUGCUUGAGUUCUACAAGAUUCACCAUCUGGACACCACGACGCUGCUCGAGCCUGCUCCCAGGUAUCCAAGCCCGCCUAUGGGCUCUGCCUCAGCACCCAACCUGCCUCCCGCAGAAGAAAAUGUGGAAUGCGUGCGGACUCUCCACGAAUCUUCUGGGAAUGGCCCUGAAGACCCGGCAUUCAAGAAGGGCGAGAUCUUGGCCGUUGUGGAGAAGCCGAGGAGCAGCGUGGAGUGCCCGCAACAAGGGUGGGCAGGUUGGGUGAUUCCUGUGCCGUGCGUAGAGAAGCUUGUGAGAUCUUCCCCCACGCACGGGGAGCACCGAAAUAGGAAUUCCAAUGGUUACGGGAUCCGGAACCCGCCCACGCCUGUGCCCAGCCUCAGACGGCGGAUCCUCUCCCUUUGGUCUCCAGUCCUCCUGGGGCAGUGAUGAGCCCCCUGCCCUCCCCCCAGAACGGAGAAGACAAGACUGCCUUGGCUUGGAGUUCGGCGGCAUUGUGGAAGUUACAAGGACGAACGUCAAUGGUCAGCGGGCAGGAGAAGUCAACGGCCGCAAAGGGCUCUUCCUUCCCCUUCACACGGUCAAGAUCAGACGCUCAGAAUCCAGGUGAA